AUGUCUAUGGGAUACCAAACUCGGGUGGUUUUUGAUGAAUGGAUCACACCGGGUGCUUUCUGGAGUAGAUAUAGUUUAUUGAUCGGAGAAUGGUGGAAAAUUGACUGUCGGUUGAAGGGUAACGAGUCCAAUGCAACAUUAUGGCAAAAGAAAUGGGGAGAAAGUAUAUUAUCUCAACGAAUACCUGAUGGAAACGACAUUCAAGUUAUAAAAAGGAAUACGUUCCUUUUAUCGAAGAUCAAAAAGAGUGACGAAGGGCAUUAUUACUGUGUAGCGAAUUGUGGAUUGAAAAAGUUUGUUGGCAAGCUCUAUGUAAAAGUCAAUGGAAAAGCGUUCGCAAGACCUAACAUUACCAAGAUUCCGAGUACGAAAAUAACACCAUAUGGCAGUUCAGUCACUCUGGUAUGUGAGGUAUAUGGCUCAUAUGUCGUAAGAUGGUACAAAGUUGGGUCAGGUGAACUACGGGGUAUUGAAUCGACUAGCGAUAAGAAUGUCAUCAAACGCGAAUUAAGAAUUCAAAAUGUGACCAAGGAGAAUGAUGGGAUCUAUCUGUGUGAGAUUAUGCGCUUCAUUGUUAAAUACAUCGCGAAUGAUACAGUUGUUGUGAAAUCACAAGAGCCCAGACCUCCGUCAUUUUCUGGAUUUUAUGUAUCAUCAGAAAUAAUGAUGAAAGAAUACGACGACCUAACUAUCAGUUAUUCCGUACAUGGUAUUCCGCAACCAAACACUGUCUGGUUAAGGUCAAAGAAUGAAUUACAUGCGGAGAAAAUCAUAGCAUGUUCAUCUAAUUCGAGCCAUUGCAUCCUAAGCCGCUGGAGGGAAGACAAGAUUUCUAAAAAUUCAUUUAGAUUCAGGAUUUUGAAAGUGGAAUACCCAAGGGAUGAUAAUGUGACAUAUAGCUUGUCGGCUACCAAUAAAUUUGGAAAGGCUAGUAAAUCGUUCACCAUCAGGGUUCACACAAAACCCCAGCUUGAGGCUGUUAAACAAUAUAGCCACAUAUUUCAAAAGGAAAUGCAACUGAACUGCUCUGUGAAGAGAGUUAACCCAAAGACAAUCAAUUUCACCUGGCAAUAUUGUGAACCAGAACAAUCAACAUGUGAUUCUCGUAACGAUUACUUCUGGACAACAAUUUCCGUAAUAACAAAAGAGGAAAGCUUAAUCUCCUCUAUUACUCUUAAAGAUCCACCUAAGAAAAGAAUGCUUUAUCGUUGCAAAGCAGAAAACAUUCUAGGAACGGAUCACAUUUCCUAUGAAAUAUUCAAGAUGGGAGAAUCGUUUGCCAAUGUGAAAGACAGUUUUUCAAACCUUCUGAGUACCAUCAUUCCUAUUGGAAUAUUUCUCGUGUUAGUUGUUACUGUCGUCUCAAUUGUCAUGUGCAAAAGGAUUAAACUUUACGGUGGUUUAUACAUAUUUUCGUAUCCUCCCAUUCAUGACUACAUUGAUCAACUUGAUUACAAUAAAAACAUUCGCGAACAGAUUCAAAAGUUACCCUAUGUUCCAGAGUGGGAAUUCCCAAGAGGAAGGGUUUCUUUACAUUCUGAACUUGGAAAGGGGGAAUUUGCCAGUGUCUGGCUUGCUCAUGCAAGCGGAAUAUCAAAAUUUCACCCAAGAGAUUUAAUAAAAGACAGAGUUAAUCGAACUCGUCUAUCGGUGCUGAUUCGAACGCUAAGAAGUCGUAAAAACAGCUAUGUUAGCGAAGAAGACGUCACAGAAGUUGCCGUAAAGAAACUUAAAGAUGAUUUCGAUAAAGAAAAGUUGAUUGAUCUCAAGUCAGAAUUGAAAAUAUUAAUCCAUGCAGGAGAGCACGAAAACAUUGUCAACCUACUGGGGGCUUGCACAAAAGGAACGAGUUAUGAACUGUGGGUUAUUUUGGAAUAUUGUCCAAACGGUGAUCUUCGAUCCUUUUUACGACAUGGAAGACAUCGUUAUGAAGAGAAUGAGUCAUCCCUUACUGUAAACAUGUCAGUCAGGUUUGGACCAAGAAAUUUAAUCUACAUUGCCUUCCAGAUUGCAAAGGGGAUGGAAUUUCUUGUUUCCAGAAAGGUCAUACAUCGUGAUCUUGCCGCGAGGAAUAUUUUGCUUGGGCGUGGUCAUGUUGCCAAAGUCGCUGAUUUUGGUUUGGCAAGAGAUGUGUACAAAUAUCAAGAAUACGUUAAAAAAUCCAGUUCUCUUCUUCCUCUGAAAUGGAUGGCUGUUGAAUCGAUGCAGUACUCAGUCUUCACAGAGAAAACAGACGUAUGGUCAUUUGGUAUUGUGUUGUGGGAACUCUUCACUCUGGGCAGAACGCCCUAUCCUGGCUUGUCAAAUCUUGAUGUUUUCCCAUACUUGAUGGAUGGUAAACGAAUGACAAUACCAACAUGCUGCUCUUCAAAUAUUUCUGAGUUUAUUGAUCAAUGUUGGGAAAACGAUCCAUGCAAUCGUCCAUCUUUUGCAUCGAUAGUAAAAAUCCUCGAUGACUAUGUUCAUAACGAUGGAAAUUUUCAGCACAACUGCCAUCAUAACAGUGGGACACCAGAUCUCUGCCAAUGUAAAAGAUAAUUUGCAACUGGUGAUUUUUGCUACCAGCGCAGAUGAAAACCUUUGAAAUGAGUCAGCGUAAAUGUAAAGAAUCGACUCUGAUAAAAUGAGUUUAUUAGAUUAUAGACUUACAG
Messenger RNA from Dendronephthya gigantea, 2651 nucleotides. Its product is annotated as fibroblast growth factor receptor 3-like. The record is from RefSeq and is a predicted model, not a curated record. NCBI's taxonomy places the organism in Eukaryota, Metazoa, Cnidaria, Anthozoa, Malacalcyonacea, Nephtheidae. The coding region runs from base 1 to 2538 and encodes 845 amino acids. Gene Ontology annotation, molecular function: transmembrane receptor protein tyrosine kinase activity; ATP binding. Gene Ontology annotation, cellular component: signaling receptor complex. The transcript is spliced from 15 exons. Gene Ontology annotation, biological process: positive regulation of kinase activity; multicellular organism development; protein phosphorylation.